Messenger RNA from Eimeria tenella, 585 nucleotides. RefSeq lists its product as uncharacterized. Bases 1 to 585 code for a protein of 194 amino acids. The transcript is spliced from 3 exons. Lineage: Eukaryota; Apicomplexa; Conoidasida; Eucoccidiorida; Eimeriidae. The record is from RefSeq and is a predicted model, not a curated record.
AUGGGGAAAGCAGCAGCAGCAGCUGCUGCAGCAGCAAAGCCUGCUGACGCUCUGCAGCUGAUAGAGCUGCUGCUGCAGCUGCUGCAACCACCAACGCCUGCUGCUGCCGCUGCCACCGCGCAACCCGAAGCAGCAGCAGCAGCAGCAGCAGCAGAACCACCAACAGCAGCAGCAACAGCAGGAAAUUUGCUGCUGCGGAGCAGCUGGCUGCCGGGGUUUCUAAAGUGCCUCAUAACUCACCUACAGAACAAGACAGCAGCAAGCAGCAGCAGCAGCAGCAACAGCAACAGCAGCAGCAGCAACAGCAACACCAGCAGCAGCAGCAGCAGCGGCAGUUUCGGGCCAGAUGGAUGGCUUUCUUUGCUUUCUUUUGCUGCUGCGCUGCAGAGGGUUUGUUCAACUCUAGAGACACCCCAAGGCCCUGAGUUGCUGCUGCUGGCUCAGCAGCUGCUGCUGCAGCUGCUGCGCAUAGAGAAGCUGCUGCUGCUGCGCGUUUUGCUGCAGCCAGCACAAAAGCAGCAGCUCCGUAGGACUUUGAAAGACCUCGGCCUGCCUGAUCCCACAGCGCAGCCCCAGAAGCCUUGA